AUGUGGACCUGCUUAAAACAAAGAGGUAUACCAAAUAAAAUCAUCGGUAUAAUCCAGGCCUUAUACGGAGGUAGUACAUGUGGAGUCGUGCAUGACCAAGUUCUGGGAGCCCCUAUUGAGAUGACAGCGGGUGUUAAGCAGGGCUGUCUCCUGUCUCCGUUACUAUUCAUUAUGUUACUGGAUGACAUAAUGUGGGAAGUGGUGCCGACACCGCGGGGCAUUGAAUGGAGCGAAAAUAUCUUAGAAGACCUUGACUAUGCAGACGACAGUGUUGAUGACACCGAUUUUGGAUCAAAUGAUGGUUCGGACGAAGAUAUAGAGAUACGAAAUAGGAAAGCCAGGGGUACUUUCGCGCAGUUGAAACCAGUCUGGGAGUCAAGUGUCAUGACCCGUCGGAUCAAGCUGAUCCUGUUCGACUCCAUUGUCAAGAGUGUUCUCCUGUUCGGAUGUGAGACCUGGAGAGUAACCAAGACACUCACGAACCGACUGCAGCAACAAACCCAUUCUUUCGAUAGCGUGCAUAAUGUAAUGGCGUCAUGCGGCACUCGUGUUUCCACUAAUAUGCCCAUCACUGCUGUAUUCCUGCUGGCGUCUCGUGGUCGACCCCAGUUUGCUGGUAGGCCACUGCGGUGA
Molecule: messenger RNA, 633 nt
Organism: Bombyx mori (domestic silkworm)
Lineage: Eukaryota; Metazoa; Arthropoda; Insecta; Lepidoptera; Bombycidae
Exons: 3
Coding region: 1-633 (210 amino acids)
Source: RefSeq, a predicted model, not a curated record